Molecule: messenger RNA, 759 nt
Organism: Saccostrea cuccullata (small rock oyster)
Lineage: Eukaryota; Metazoa; Mollusca; Bivalvia; Ostreida; Ostreidae
Exons: 2
Coding region: 43-663 (206 amino acids)
Biological process (GO): piRNA processing
Cellular component (GO): mitochondrion
Molecular function (GO): RNA endonuclease activity producing 5'-phosphomonoesters, hydrolytic mechanism
Source: RefSeq, a predicted model, not a curated record
UUUACCUUGGCGCCAAUUAACCAGCAUCAAUGCAUUCACACAAUGUGGCGAACUUUUGGAAUAUUCGCUGGCAUUUGUGCAAUAUCCGAGAUAGUUUACCAAUUUUAUACGUAUCGUUUUAUGAGAAGUAUAAGAGAAGAGGGUAAAAGUACUGAGGUGCUGUUCUUUCCAGAUAAAAAGGUUGCAUGCAUUAAACAUUUCACCUCGGAAUGUGAAAGUGAAAGUUGCUCUUACAGUCAUGAAGAAAAUUCACUCAGUAAGCUUUUCAAGUAUCUACACGAAGCAGUGUAUAGUUUGGAUGUCUGUGUAUUUGUUAUAACAUGCACUGACUUGGCCGAUCUGUUGAUCCAGGCAGCUGGGAGGGGAGUUUGUGUGAGGGUUAUCACGGAUUGCGAACAGGUAGACAUCCCAGGCUCACAAAUCUGGAAACUCCGCAGUCAAGGCAUAGCUGUCAGGACUGAUGAUUCUUCCUUUUUUAUGCAUCAUAAGUUUGUGAUCAUAGACAACAAAAAACUUCUAAAUGGUUCUUUUAAUUGGACAAGACAAGCAAUAACAGGUAACCAGGAAAAUCUGUUAGUGACAUCCGAACCUAAAGUGCUUCACCAAUACAAGGAACGCUUCUCUUUUCUUUGGCGUCAGUACAACCCUAAAAAAGAAAAGUGACAGUGGAACAUUAAUGCAUAAAAAGGAAUCAUCAAUAAAUUGAUUUAAGAUUCUAAAAUUUCUGUAUCAUGUAUAUAAACAUUAUUGAUCUAUGGA